AUGGAGCUCGCCGUUGGUGCCUCCGAGAGCGCCAUGAGAUCGUUGCUGGGCAAGCUUGGCAGCCUCCUUGCUCAGGAGUACACGCUUAUCACCGGUGUCCGCAGCGAGAUCCAGUACAUGAACAAUGAGCUCUCCAGCAUGUACGCCUUCCUCCACAGGCUCACCCGCGCCACUGCAGCCGGUGCCACCCACGAUGAACAGACCAAGGACUGGAUCGAGCAGGGCCUCCUCCUCAACCUCCGCCGAGCGUGGUACACCAUGACCACGCUAUGGGCGCGCCGGGACGUCGCCUCCAAGAUCAUCGACCUCAAGAACCGCGCACAUGAAGUCGGCGAACGCCGCACGAGGUACGGCGUGAAGGACCCCAAGGAGGACCCAAGACCCAUCCCGAGCAGCAAGCAGGGUGGGACAGUUCGCCAGUAUGGCACCGAUCAACUCCAACCUCUUGCGCCGCAGCUCAUCGGUAUAAUGGCGCGAGUGGGACAGGAGGAUGCCAUUGCUGAGCGUGGGCGGUGGCUGACAGAAUCAGAGGGUGACGUGAGGAUUCUCGCCAUCGUCGGAUUUGGUGGGCUCGGUAAGACGACGAUGGCGCUGGCACUGCAACGCAGAUUUGGGGAGAAGUUUGAUUCCCGGGCAUGGGUGCAGGCUUCGCAGAAACUGAACCUGCAGUCGCUGCUGAGAGGCAUUCUGGAGCAGGUCAUGCCGUGGCAGGAUACCGAGCGCGGAGGCGGCACUGGCACCUCAGAGGGCCGUGCCGAAGGAAUCGAAAGCUGGGGUGUGAAACAGCUCAAGGAGAAGCUCAAAGCACAGCUGGGACAGAAGAGAUACUUUAUCUUCAUAGAUGAUGUAUGGUCUGUAACGUCAUGGAAAAACAUUUGGGAAUCUUUGCCCAGAAAUCAGAAGGGAAGUAGCAUAGUGGUGACUACUAGGUUCAAGUCUGUAGCAAAUGCCUGCUGCCAUGAUAAAGAACAUAUCUACAUGCUUGAACCACUCCCUCAUGCAGCAUCCACACAGUUGUUCUUCGAAACAGUUACUGAUCCAAAGCCAGAAGAAUUCAAAGAAACAAAGGAUGAAAUUAUACAGAAAUGUGGAGGUCUACCUUUGGCAAUAGUUGCAGUGGCAGGGCUCUUAGCCAGAAGAGAUCUGACAGAAAAGAGCCAGUGGGAAACAGUGAAAGAAUCUCUAAAUUCAGACUUGGAUAAGAAACUUACUCCUGAGGGCUUGACACAAAUUCUUAAUCUCUGCUACAAUGAUUUGUCUGCCGAUCAGAAGAAUUGUUUGUUAUACUUGAGCAUAUUCCCGAAAGGUUGCAGCAUCAACAGGAAGCGAUUAAUCAGGCGAUGGAUAUCUGAAGGUUUCAUUGCUGAGAAGGAUGGGAAAACAGUAGAGGAAGUUGCUGAAGACAGUUUCAAUGAGCUCAUAGGCAGAAGUAUAGUCCGGGCAGUGGAACAUAGCACCAAUGGCAAGGUGAAGUCUUGCCAAGUUCAUGAUAUGAUCCUUGAAUAUAUUGUCUCCAAGUCAAGCGAAGAGAAUUUUAUCACUGUUAUUGGAGGUCACUGGCUCACAGGAACACCAAGCAACAAAGUCCGCCGGCUUUCUCUUCAUAACAGCAAUCCUGAUGAUAUUAAAGAGAAAAUAGAGAACAUGAACUUGUCACAUGUCCGAUCGCUAACAGCGUUUGAGAAUUUGCAUAAUCUGCCUUCUUAUUCAUUCAAGUCUGUUAUACUGCAAGUGUUGGAUCUAGAAGGUUGCAAGAACUUAAAUACCAAUCAGUUGAAGAAAAUUUUUAAGAUGUUUCAACUGAAGUACCUGAGCCUACGCAAUAUGUACAUCAAGAAGCUCCCGUCAGAAAUUGGAAAACUCCAAUAUUUGGAGACACUGGAUGUUAGGGAGACAAAUGUAACAGAGUUGCCUUCAUCCAUUGGGCGGCUCCAAAAAAUGGUCCAUCUGCUUGGUGGCAAUAAAUCCACACGUCUUUCCUUGAGAUUCACUGAAGAAAUUGCAAAGAUGACAGCGUUACAGACCCUAUCAGGGAUUGAGAUUAAUAGGGAUUUAACUCCAGACCUUGGAAGCAUGCACAGCCUCACCAGAUUGAAGAAAUUAAGCAUCUACAACCUAAGAGACUUCCAUACCAGCAACAAGUUAUUGCCUGCUAUUGAGCACCUAACUGGCUACUCCCUUAAGUCUCUUGCAAUCGACGAUGGUUUCUCGGGCUUUCUUAAUUCCAUGGAUGAUUUAUCCACCCCACCAAAAUACAUUCUCUCACUAGAUAUUUCUAGCAAAUUGUUUCGUGUGCCUAAAUGGAUAAGGGAGCUGGAGACUCUCGAAAAGUUAACUUUAUCGUUAACUUCACUGCGGACAGAUGGUUUACAAGUUCUUUCCCAGCUCCCUAAGUUGUUUUCUCUCACAUUUUCAAUCAAUGCAAAAGGAAAUGACAGUAGUGUUGUGGAGAUUCUACAGAAGAAUAAAAUUGAUUCAGGAGGAAAGAUCUUUGUACCGGCUGGUGGAUUUCUCAGUCUUAAACUGCUAAGACUGUCCGCAUCAGUGAUACCGUUGCUGAGCUUCCUAGAAGGGGCAAUGCCAGAACUUCAAAGACUUGAGCUACAGUUCAGAUUAUCUGAAGGUGCUUACGGUUUGGAAAACCUUGCAAGUCUUCAACAAGUUUAUCUAAGAGUCAGCCAGCAGGCUUCUGAAGCUAGUAGGGAAAAAGUGACUAAUAUCAGAAGUUCAGGCCACAGCCAAAUCCGUAUUCGGGAUCAGGAGACGUAUUUCACUCCACAUGUUUCCACGUUCUCCCCGGGAAGGCGGUUUCUCAACGUCUCCGCUUCUUCAGGUGAAGCUAGAGGGGCGCCAUUUCCAUUCAGAGUCACGUUCAGACUGACAGAGAUGCUCCCCCGCCAUCGCCAUGUCCGCCGCCUCCUCCUCCAUCCCAAACCCCUACCUCUCUCCACCAGCGCAGCCACCACGGCCUCCUCACCUCCCGACCCCGCUCCCUCCUCCUCCGACAUCACCAUCCCCACCGCCCCCGUCCCCGGCCUCGACCCGGCCUUGCUCGCCCCGGACGACGCCAUCGCGUUGCUUCCGUCCGUCGCGGACACCGAGGGCUCCGCGGCGGCGCUGGCGCUCUUCCGCCGCCUGUCCGCCCGCCCGGACCUCUGCCACCUGAUGCGGCUCUACGCGACGGCCGCCACCUUAUUCGUCGCGCGGGGGAACCUGCCGAUGGCGCACGAGGCGGCGCGCGCGAUGGUGGCCGCGUUCGCGGAGCGCGGGCGCCUGCGGGAGGCCGCGGACAUGCUGCUCGAGCUGCGGAGCCACGGGCUCCCGCUCACCGUCGAGACGGCCAACUGGGUGCUCCGCGUCGGGCUGCGGCGCCACCACCCGGGCGGCUGCUUCGCGCACGCGCGCCAGGCGUUCGACGGAAUGGGCGUGCGCCCCGACGCACGCAGCUUCCGGGCGCUCGUCCUCGGGUGCUGCCGGGAGGGGCGGUUCGAGGAGGCGGACGCCCUGCUGGCGGCGAUGUGGCGGGAGGGGUUCUCCCUGGACAGCGCCACGUGCACGGUCGUCGUGCGCGCGUUCUGCCGGCAGGGACGGUUCAGGGACGUGCCUGGGCUGUUCGGGAGGAUGGCGGAGAUGGGCACGCCGCCGAACGUGGUGAACUACACCGCGUGGAUCGAUGGUCUGUGCAAAAGAGGCUAUGUCAAGCAGGCGUUCCAUGUGCUGGAGGAGAUGGUGCGGAAGGGGUUGAAGCCGAACGUGUACACGCAUACGUCGCUCAUCGAUGGGUUGUGUAAGAUUGGGUGGACAGAGCGGGCGUUCCGGCUGUUCUUGAAGCUUGUUAAGAGUAGCUCGUACAAGCCGAACGUGCACACAUACACUGUGAUGAUUGGAGGGUACUGCAAAGAGGGGAAGAUUGCUCGAGCUGAGAUGCUGUUGGGGAGGAUGGUUGAGCAGGGACUGUCCCCGAACACAAACACAUACACUACGCUGAUCGAUGGGCACUGCAGAGGAGGCAGCUUCGACCGUGCCUUUGAGCUGAUGAAUAAGAUGAAGCUGGAAGGCUUCCUGCCCAAUAUUUACACAUAUAAUGCCAUUAUUGGGGAAUUUUGCAAGAAGGGAAGGAUUCAAGAGGCUUACAAGGUGCUCCGGAUGGCCACUAGUCAGGGGCUGCAUCCUGAUAAGGUGACAUACACUAUGCUGAUAACUGAACAUUGCAAACAGGGCCACAUAACUUAUGCUCUUGAUUUGUUCAACCAGAUGGCAGGAAACAGUUGCCAUCCUGAUAUAGACACAUAUACCACCAUCAUUGCUAUGUAUUGUCAGCAGAGGCAAAUGGAACAAAGUCAGCAGCUCUUUGACAAAUGUCUUUCGGUAGGGUUAGUGCCAACCAAGCAAACUUAUACCUCGAUGAUUGCAGGAUACUGUAGAGUUGGCAAAUCGACCUCGGCUCUCAAGGUCUUUGAGAGGAUGGUUCAACAUGGAUGCCUUCCUGACUCUAUAACUUAUGGGGCACUAAUAAGUGGGUUAUGCAAGGAAUCAAGACUAGAGGAAGCAAGGGCGUUAUUUGAGACCAUGCUUGAUAAACAUUUAUUGCCAUGCGAUGUGACUUGUGUCACUUUAGCUUAUGAAUAUUGCAGGAGGGAUAAGACAACCAUUGUUGUAUCAUUCUUGGAUAGACUGGACAAACGGCAACAGGCUCAUACAGCAGAUGCACUAGUGAGAAAGCUCAGUACUGUUGGCAAUUUGGAUGCUGCUAGUCUUUUCCUUAAAAAUGUUCUCAACAAGCAUUAUGCUGUUGACCAUGCAACUUAUACAAGCAUCAUCAAUUCAUGCUAUGAAAGCAAUAGAUAUGCUCUAGCUUCUGAAAUAUCUGAAAAGAUCUCAAAGCGGAUUUCUGGCUUUAAGAAAAAGGAUGUUGCAGUUAUUGCUUGA
Miscanthus lutarioriparius is the source of this 4929-nucleotide messenger RNA. Lineage: Eukaryota; Viridiplantae; Streptophyta; Magnoliopsida; Poales; Poaceae. The record is from the annotation of a GenBank genome assembly.